AUUUUUGUUUAUUUAAAACUCGUAUAAAUUAAAAAAAAAUUAAUUAAUUCUAGUAUUUUAUAAACGCUAUAUCAUGUUUUGAAAAAAAGAAAGGAAAAAAAAAAGCACUAUAUCAUCCGAGUGGUGGUGCUUGGUCGGUUAAUUACGGAGAGGAUUCUAAAGGCAAUUUUGUAAUUUGAAGUAAAAGCAAGGCUGUUCCUAUAAGUGACUGCGACUUGCUCGUUUCUUUUCUCUUCUCUCUCAAUCGGCCAUUCUCUGCAUACAGAAGAAAGAGAAAAGUCUGGGGAAAAUACGAAAGAAAAAAUUCUCCGGGAGAACGAAAGAAGAAGAAACUCGCAGUUAAGCCAAAACAUCUCUCACUUUUGGUUGAAAGAGGAAGGGAAAUGAAGAGCUGCGAGCUCUGCAAGUUGACUGCAAGAACGUAUUGUGAAUCAGACCAAGCGAGUUUGUGCUGGGAUUGUGACGCUAAAGUUCACGGAGCCAACUUCCUUGUGGCGAGACACGUGAGAUGUCUUCUCUGUCAUGCGUGCCAGUCUGUCACUCCGUGGAGAGCCGCUGGUUCCAAGCUCGGUCACACGGUCUCCUUCUGUGAGAGGUGCGUCAACUACGGUGAUCGAGAAGAGAGCGAAGGAGAAAAUGAGGACGACGACGAAGAAGAAGAAUAUGAUGAUGACGUGUCAGUUGGUGAUGAUGUGGAGGACGGAGAUAAUCAGGUGGUGCCGUGGUCCACAGUAGCAAAUAGACCUCCGCCGGCUUCCAGUUCGUCUAGUAUCGAAGAUUUAACCGGUGGUGAAAGAGAGGUCUCUAGAUCAACAAAUUCGUUUUCAUUGAAAAGGUUGAGAGAAAAUGCUUCAGAUCUUCGCCCUCAGGACGAUCUAUCUCCUAAACGGAGGUACGAUUACCGUACUGUUUUGGCUACUCGGUACAGACCAAAGGAGGAAGCCGUAUAUGCUGACUCUAUGAGGCUUUCGGAUGACCAACAGAUCAAACCGGAGCGAACGGCUCAGUUUCAGUCCGAUGUGAGUGGCGGGGGGAGUACGGAGUCAUUGGGGAAAAAACUAAAGCCUGAUAAAAUCCAGUAAAAAAAUACAUCCUGAAUCUGCUAGUAACUGUAAUCCCCUUAGCCGUCCGAUUUGAGUUGGUUUGGCCUGAUAUUUCUGAUGAUCUAACCUAUUCUAACUAUAGUCUUUGAUUAAUCUU
Messenger RNA from Durio zibethinus, 1200 nucleotides. RefSeq lists its product as uncharacterized. Gene Ontology annotation, molecular function: zinc ion binding. The record is from RefSeq and is a predicted model, not a curated record. NCBI's taxonomy places the organism in Eukaryota, Viridiplantae, Streptophyta, Magnoliopsida, Malvales, Malvaceae.